Molecule: messenger RNA, 777 nt
Organism: Conger conger (European conger)
Lineage: Eukaryota; Metazoa; Chordata; Actinopteri; Anguilliformes; Congridae
Gene: cart4
Product: cocaine- and amphetamine-regulated transcript 4
Exons: 3
Coding region: 241-576 (111 amino acids)
Biological process (GO): positive regulation of MAPK cascade; cellular response to starvation; adult feeding behavior
Molecular function (GO): neuropeptide hormone activity
Source: RefSeq, a predicted model, not a curated record
GUGACGUUGUCAGCGCGAACACAGGAGCGGCACGGCUCCAUCCCUAUAAAUAAAAGUUUCCAAGCAGCACGGGGGAAACAACUUGCAGCGCCGAAGGGGGUUCGGGAGCAGGCUUCAGAUUUCAGCUUCACCAAAAGGACCGAGAGAACGUAGAACAGGAGCCGCGAAGAGAUAUUUCACGCCAAUACGAGCCGGCGUCUGAACUGUAGUUUCCAAAAAAGAAAAAAAACGUUCAGCACCAUGGACAGUAUCAGAGUUAGAGCGGCGCUGUGCCUGGGCGUGUGUCUGUCGGUGUUCGCCGUCCUCUGUCAGGGCCAGAUGGCGUCGGAGAACGGCAUCUCUUCCGAGGAGGGACAGAAUCAAAUGGAGCACAUCACCAGGGACUUGGCGGAAGCGCUCCAGGGAUUGUUGGACGGUGCCCAGGAUAACCGGAUAAUACUUGAGAAAAAAGCCAGCGUGAUUCCCCGGUGCGACGUGGGCGAGCGAUGCGCAAUGAAGCACGGGCCGCGCAUCGGCCGGCUCUGCGACUGCCUGAGAGGAACCGCGUGCAACUCCUUCUUCCUGCGCUGCUACUGAGCGACGCGCGCAACCGCCUCCGCCCAGGCGCGUCGAACGGAACCGUUUCCACUGGAUACACCUCGCCGUUAUUGAUAGUCAGUCGGUCAGCCUGCAUGUGUGGCAUUGUAGUGUGUUGUUUGUCCGCUUGUCUUAAAAAUGAAAACGCAUCUGUGUGAUUAAAUUGAUUUAUUUUUAUUUAAUAAAAACAUGUCUAACAAA